AUGGCAAGAGGAUCAGGGGAGAUAGAUCACACAGGGAACUUGAUGCCUUCCUUGACCAUCUCCUCACCUACAAGAUCACAGCUUACAACACUAGCAUCAACGAGGAAGGCGCUAAGUGUUGGAGGGCUCAUCACACCUAUCUUGUGUGCUGCUGGAGAGUUGGAUGGGAGGUUCCAAUUCAAGUUCACACAUCCAUUGGUUGGACCCUCCAAGCUUCUCCUGCCCAACCCAGAGCUCACCACAGUAGUCAGGGGUGAGAACAUUGACUUCAGACCCCCUGUGUACACAUUAGUUGGGCAUGAGGAUGAUUUGCGAGAAGAGGAGCCUGAGCUCGAUCGAGCUGAGGUCGAGCUGAGUCUCGAGCUGAGGAUCAGUCCAGGAAGUGCGGAUUUGGGUGAGCCUGAGUGCUAUUACUUUGAGGAGUAUGAGGCUCCAAGGAUGAACCCCUCUGUUGUGGCUGCCCACAAGAGGAUUGGACUUCUCCAAAAGUUCAACAAAUGGCAAGGGAAAGGCCAUGGAAAGAUGCAAAAGUCCAUGGACAAGAUGGUGAGCAAGAUCAAAAGUUUGGAGAAGAAGGUUUCUGGUUCUUCAAGCAAGAAGAAGAAGGUCCAGGCCCCACAUUCCCUAGGAGUAGAUCACUUCCUCACCACUCCAAGGAGGCUCCCUGCCCAAGAGCCUCACAGAGCCUCUUCUUUCGAGCCAAGGGAAGGAGAAGACAACACGCAGAGAAGGAGGAAGACUUCCAAGGCCAGACGCUCCAGCUCGACCACCGGACUCGAUCGAGUCCAAACAGAGGAAACUCAACUCGAUCGAGCUGAGGGUCGAGUUGACCUGGAGGAGCCCCUGUUUGAGAUCCGGAUUCGAGUACGAUCCAACGCCUUACCAGGAGACCCUCAGUAG
Microthlaspi erraticum is the source of this 900-nucleotide messenger RNA. NCBI's taxonomy places the organism in Eukaryota, Viridiplantae, Streptophyta, Magnoliopsida, Brassicales, Brassicaceae. The record is from the annotation of a GenBank genome assembly.